This is a messenger RNA of Musa acuminata subsp. malaccensis (wild Malaysian banana), 1037 nucleotides long. Its product is annotated as reticulon-like protein B1. NCBI's taxonomy places the organism in Eukaryota, Viridiplantae, Streptophyta, Magnoliopsida, Zingiberales, Musaceae. The record is from RefSeq and is a predicted model, not a curated record.
GCUUUCCGUUUCUGUUCGAGCGAGAGAAACGAGGAAACGAACGGGAGAAGAAGAAAGGUGACGAUGUCAGAAGUUGGUGAUUUGAAGAAGAUCAACGAGAAGAUUCACGAGUACCAAGGGUCUUCGUCGUCGUCAGAUUCAGAUGAUGAGAAGCCCUCGUUUCAGAACUCAAGGAAGAAACGACUGUUUGGAAGGAAGGAUACUGUGCAUACCGUCCUUGGAGGAGGAAAAUCUGCUGAUAUCAUACUGUGGAGAAAUAAACAACUGUCUGGAAGCAUACUUACUGGAGUCACUGUUAUCUGGCUUCUCUUUGUAUGGAUGGGCUAUCAUUUGCUGACAUUUAUCUGCCACUUUCUUAUACUUGUACUAGCAGUGUCUUUCCUCUGGUCCAACGGUGCAUCAUUUGUCAACAGGUCCCCGCCCAAAUUUCCUGAGGUUGUCUUGCCUGAGGACUUAUUUAUAACUAUAGCUCAAUCAGUAAGAUAUGAAAUUAAUGAGGCUUUGGCAACUUUCUACUAUGUUGCUUGUGGAAAGGAUCUGAAGAGGUUUUUGACGGUAAUUGCAGGCUUGUGGAUUCUUUCUGUAAUUGGCAGCUGGUUCAGUUUCUUGACACUCUUUUACAUAGGUUUUUUGAUUCUGUACACCGGACCAGUAUUCUAUGAGAACUAUGAGGAUCAUGUUGACACUGCUGCUGAGAAGGCAAUCCAUGCAAUCAACAAACAGUAUGCAGUGCUGGAUGCAAAGGUUCUUCAGAAAAUUCCAUAUGGUACUUUUGCUAAUAAAAAGCAGCACUGAGACAGAAAUUUCUCUUUUAUCUCAUAUGUUUCAUUGCUAGUCUUUCACUGGACAUCUAAAUUACACCAUAGACAGACACAGUAGAUUACCAGUUUUGAUAAAUGGAUGACCACAGUGAUCCUGCUAGCAGAUUUAUACUGUUCCGAAGCAUAUAUAGCAGCAGUUCAAUCUAUUGCUAUUCUGUAUCUAGAUAACUUGAUUAUGCAUCUGACUCACAUUUUUGCCGUCAUCAAUUUUUCUUA